Messenger RNA from Actinia tenebrosa (Australian red waratah sea anemone), 917 nucleotides. RefSeq names its product solute carrier family 25 member 35. Lineage: Eukaryota; Metazoa; Cnidaria; Anthozoa; Actiniaria; Actiniidae. The record is from RefSeq and is a predicted model, not a curated record.
CGUACGUUAACAUUGGCCAAUCAAAAUGUCACUACUAUACUGUUUGACAAAUACAUCAUCCAUUUACAGUCGAGUCCUCAAACGUAUUUCAUGCCUCGUAUACGAUUGCUAAACACGAAGGUUUAACGGCUCUACAGAAGGGUUUAUGUCCUGCUUUGCUAUACCAAGUGAUCAUGAAUGGAACAAGGCUUGGUUCCUAUCAAGUAUUUACUAAUCUAGGAUUGACUUCUGGUAGUGAUGGGAAGCCUGUGUUUUUGAAAUGUUUGGUAGCCGGGGCAUUUUCUGGGGCCCUUGGAGCACUCUUUGGUAGCCCUGCAUAUAUGCUCAAGACACAGCUCCAAUCUCAAUCAGCACAUCAGAUAGCUGUGGGCCACCAGCAUGCUCACAGGGGCUUCAUUUCACCUUUAGUAGACAUCUACUCCAAGUUUGGUAUUGUUGGACUUUGGCGUGGAGUCAGUGGUGCAAUUGCUCGUGUCAUGGUUGGUUCUGCYGCCCAGCUAUCUACUUUCUCCAAAACAAAAAGCUACAUUGCAAGCACAAAUGUAUUUUCUGAAGGAAGCUGGCUGGUUCCAGCCUGUGGUAGCAUGAUCAGCAGUGUAGCAGUAGUAUUGUGUAUGACGCCCUUUGAUGUGGUUUCUAYAAGACUCUACAACCAAGGCACAAAUAGUGCAGGAAAAGGACUCUUUUACAAUGGAUUUUUGGAUUGUUUUUUAAAGAUUUUUAAGAAAGAAGGUUUUUUAGGGUUUUAUAAAGGUGUUGGGCCCCAUUACUUCAGAAUUGGUCCACAUACAGUUCUUAGUUUACUCUUUUGGGACCAGCUUAGGAAGACAUAUGAAUCUUAUUUUGGUAAUAACUCAAACAUUGUAAAAUAAAUAUAUCCAGGCAACAUUUAUUGCAGUAAAAUCAUAUUCAGUAUA